UGUUAGGUGUUUCAUAUGCUUGCUUGUUGGGUUGAAGAUCCAGAGAGUGAUUACUUUAAAAAACAUCUUGCUCGAGUCCCUGGUUAUGUAUGGAUUGCAGAGGACGGCCUCAAAAUCCAGACUUUUGGUAGCCAAAUAUGGGACGCAGCUUUCGUGCUACAAGUCAUGUUAGCUGCUGAUGUUGACGAGGAGAUUAAAUCAACGCUCAUAAAAGGGUACUCUUUCUUGAGGAAUUCUCAGUUUACAGAAGACCCUCCUGGUGACUAUGUCAAAAUGUUCAGAGAUCGAUCUAAAGGAGGGUGGGGUUUUUCAGACAAAGAUCAAGGAUGGUUUGUCUCAGAUUGUACUGCUGAAAGUUUAGAGUGUUGUCUAAUCUUUGAAAGCAUGCCAUCCGAGUUCAUUGGUGAGAAAAUGGAUGUGGAGAGGCUUUAUGAAGCUGUCGAUAUGCUUCUGUAUAUGCAGAGCAAAAAUGGAGGCAUAAGCAUAUGGGAGGUAGCGAAUGGGAAAAAAUGGCUUGAGUGGCUUAGUCCCAUAGAGUUUAUUGAGGACACAAUUGUCGAGCAUGAGUAUCUAGAAUGCACCGGGUCAGCGGUAGUAGUGUUGGUACGCUUCUUGAAACAUCAUCCAGAGUACAGAAAAAAAGAAGUAGAAAGGGCUAUAACGAAGGGAGUGGAAUACAUCGAAAGCAUGCAACUAGCGGAUGGGUCAUGGUUUGGAAACUGGGGAGUAUGCUUCAUUCCUGGGACCUUCUUUGCUGUACGAGGUCUAGUGGCUGCUGGCAUGACUUACGGAAACAGCGAGGCAAUUCGUAGAGCGGUUCAAUUCAUUCUUGGGACACAAAACAUUGAAGGUGGUUGGGGAGAGAGUUAUCUAUCUUGCCCAAAGAAGAAAUAUAUUCCUUUGGAAGGGAACAAGAGCAAUAUGGUGAAUACAGGACAAGCAUUGAUAAUUUUAAUACUGAGUGGUCAGAUGGAGCGAGACCCUUCACCAGUUCAUCGUGGUGCGAAAGUCUUAAUAAAUUCACAGAUGGAUAACGGUGAUUUCCCACAAGAGGACAUUAGAGGAGUGUACAAGAAUAAUGUUCUGCUACAUUAUCCGACAUAUAGAAACAUUUUCGGUCUUUGGGCACUGAUAUAUUACACAAAGGCUCUACGCUUGCUCCUCUAAAUUCCGAUGACGACUCACAUCUGAAACUCAUCAGCUCUUCUUCAUUUUCUCUUCUUUUCCAUACAAAAACAAUAAAAGAGGUUCUUGUAUAAAAUAUUUGUUCUUCGUCUGCAUAAUUCAAGAAAACAUAACGAAAAUAAUAUAUAAGCCUACGAAAAAAUACCAAAGAUGUAAUUUUCCGCUAAAAGAUAUGUUUGUAUUUUUCUAUUUCACAUGUGAUCGCACAACAAGAAAUUACUCAUUCGGUGAUAACAAGAUCGAUGGUUAUUUUCUC
Molecule: messenger RNA, 1441 nt
Organism: Camelina sativa (false flax)
Lineage: Eukaryota; Viridiplantae; Streptophyta; Magnoliopsida; Brassicales; Brassicaceae
Source: RefSeq, a predicted model, not a curated record